This is a messenger RNA of Boeremia exigua, 534 nucleotides long. Its product is annotated as succinate-semialdehyde dehydrogenase I. NCBI's taxonomy places the organism in Eukaryota, Fungi, Ascomycota, Dothideomycetes, Pleosporales, Didymellaceae. The annotation marks the transcript as partial. The transcript has a single exon. Gene Ontology annotation, molecular function: succinate-semialdehyde dehydrogenase (NAD+) activity. The record is from RefSeq and is a predicted model, not a curated record.
GUGCAUGACAAUGUCGUGGAACAGUUCACCGAGAAGCUGGUAGCUAAGGUGAAGACUAUGAGGCUGGGAAAAGGCAUCGAUGCCGCGACUACGCAUGACCCUUCGGUGAAUGCAGCAGCUGUCAGAAAGGUCGAGGAGCAUGUGCAAGAUGCGGUAAGCAAAGGUGGCGUUGUUAGAAGCGGUGGCAAGCGACCUAAGGGUCUUGAUAGCGGCUUUUUCUACGAGCCGACUGUUGUAACAGGAGCAACCAAAGAUAUGCAGGUGGCGUACGAUGAGACGAUUGGGCCAUUAGGAUCCAUCUUUGGAUUUAGCAGCGAGGGGGAGGCGCUUGAGCUGGCCAACGAUACAGAGUUUGGGCUGGCAGGUUACUUCUUCUCAGAUGACAUUGGAAGGGUCAUAAGGGUGGAUAGGGAGCUGCAAGUAGGGAUGGUUGGCGUCAACACGGGGCUUAUCAGCGCAGCAGAGUCCCCGUUUGGAGGUGUCAAUGUCGCGAAUGCCGGCGCGGCGCACCGCCCUUCUGCUCGCACAUGCUGA